Punica granatum (pomegranate) is the source of this 2438-nucleotide messenger RNA. Lineage: Eukaryota; Viridiplantae; Streptophyta; Magnoliopsida; Myrtales; Lythraceae. The record is from RefSeq and is a predicted model, not a curated record.
ACUCUCGGUCACUCAAUCAGUGCUUAGUGGAGAGGUGUUUUCCUUUUCAGCUUCAGCUUUUGCAUCUCUCCUCUUCCUUGAUUCCCUCUGUGUUUGCGCCCUAAAACCAAACCCCCGGGCAUCCAAACGUACCACAUUCUCCCGCAAUCGGAAAAUGGAACCUCGCAGAAACCCCCGCACUGUGAUCGACCCCAAGGUCCGUCAGGUCGGUUUCUUCGCCCCCCCCGACCGCUCCCAGUCUGGCCUGCCCGACGCUGCGUCCCCCGUCCACGCCUCCUCCUCCUCCCCCUCCGGCAAUUCCCUCUCCCCGGUCAUGAUUCCCCCACCGCGUCACCAUUCCGACAACCUCAUCCCUCCCCUGCCCUCCCCCCGCUCGGUCCCUCACCCUGCCGUUCCCUCCAGCUACACCGCCGCUUCGGAGUUCUCCCCGACCGCCGCCUCGUCUUACUCGAGCGGCAGCAGGUUCCCCGGCGAUGGCGAUGACGUGUCGUUUUCUCCCGGUAGGCUCGCGAAGGAGAAUUCUGUCAAAGUCAUGGCCAGUAGCGUCCCCACUGUGUCUUUGGUCAACAAGCCUCCUCUUAAUAUCGCGGCUACAGAUAAAGCUGGAGCUGAAGUGCUGAAUGACCGGCCGAAAGCCCCAAAGGAGAAAAUGUCAAAAGCCGAAAGACGCGCACUUCAAGAGUCCCAGCGAGCUGCAAAAGCAGCUGCUAAAGCGGAAGCAAGUAAGGGCCCUGCUGGUACUCCCGGGGCAGCACCAGCUAAACCAGCAAAGGCUGCUUCUAGGAAGAGUGAUGUUGCCUCAGCUUCAGUUACUGCAUCUGAGAAGAAGGGUGGUGAUCGACCUACGGAAAAAGAAAGGAAGAAGGAUGUUCCUCAUCCACGCAUGCAAUAUGAUGAUACAAGUAGAGUGGAGAAGGCUAAGAGGAGAGCAGUUGUCAAACAAACUGAAGCGAGAAACAGGGUUGAAUUAUUCAGGCAUUUGCCACAAUAUGAACAUGGAAGUCAGCUCCCUGAUCUUGAGUCGAAGUUUUUCCAACUCGACCCCAUGCAUCCAGCUGUUUACAAGGUUGGAUUGCAUUACUUAUCAGGAGAUAUAUCUGGCGGCAAUGCCCGGUGUAUAGCCAUGCUUCAAGCAUUUCAAGAGGUCAUUAAAGACUAUUCAACUCCACCUGAAAAAACUUUGAGCCGAGAUUUGACUGCCAAAAUAAGUAGUUAUGUUUCAUUUUUCACUGAGUGUCGCCCGCUUUCAGUUAGCAUGGGGAAUGCAAUUAGAUUUUUGAAAAGUCGAAUUGCCAAGUUACCUUUAACCAUGUCAGAAUCAGAAGCCAAAACAACUCUACAGUCAGAUAUUGAUCAUUUCAUAAAUGAGAAGAUUAUAGUUGCCGACAAGGUCAUUGUUAGUCAUGCCGUUACAAAGAUCAGAGACGGUGAUGUUCUUCUAACAUAUGGAUCAUCCUCAGCAGUAGAAAUGAUUCUGCAACGUGCCCACGAACUUGGCAAGCAGUUCCGUGUUGUGUUGGUAGACUCUCGGCCGAAACUUGAAGGGCAACUCUUGCUCCGUAGGUUGGUGGCAAAGGGUAUUAGCUGUACAUACACACACAUAAAUGCCAUUUCAUACAUCAUGCAUGAAGCUACUCGAGUCUUUCUGGGGGCUUCGGCUGUUUUGUCAAAUGGAACAGUAUACUCACGGGUUGGGACUGCAUGUGUAGCAAUGGUUGCUCAUGCUUUUGAUGUGCCAGUUUUGGUCUGCUGUGAAGCAUAUAAGUUUCACGAAAGGGUACAGCUCGAUUCAAUAUGCUCCAAUGAGCUUGGUGAUCCUCAUGCCAUUGCGAAUGUUCCUGGUCGAGAGCAACUUAAUUUUUUGGAUGGCUGUGCAAAGAGUGAUAAUCUGCAGCUUUUGAAUCUGAUAUAUGAUGUGAUGCCCUCGGAUUAUGUUUCUAUGAUAAUCACUGACUACGGCAUGGUCCCACCAACGAGUGUGCCGGUGAUUGUUAGAGAAUACCGGAGGGAGCACCUAUGGAUGUAACAUUUGAUGAAUAAAGAAUAUCACAGCAGCUUGAAAAAUUUUGACGGAGACUGAGCUGCUUCGACCUUACCAACUGCUGCAGUGGCUGGAAAUAAACCUCAAAUUUUUUGUGUUUGUUUUACCUUUCAUUUUUAUCGUCCCAUGACGCAGUGCGCCUCAUUCAGCUACAUAAACGGCUAGUAUUUUUGCUCACCUGACUCAGUGAAGAGUGCGAUUCUUUUCGUCUCUCCGGGCAGCUUAUAGUGGUGCAAUUUUUGUCAGUUGUAAUCUGUUUUGUUUUAUUGGUUCAUGUCUUGUGGAACUGUCAUUUCUUAUUUUGUAGGGAGCUGUGAUAGUUUCUCGUCUUGGUCGAGUGAGCAGUGAUUGUACUCUUGGGAAAUUACGUGGAUUCACUGGUUUUUCUUGCGAGUAA